Eleginops maclovinus (Patagonian blennie) is the source of this 6297-nucleotide messenger RNA. It is a transcript of the gene mapk8ip3, whose product is annotated as mitogen-activated protein kinase 8 interacting protein 3. Gene Ontology annotation, molecular function: kinesin binding; signaling receptor complex adaptor activity; MAP kinase scaffold activity. Gene Ontology annotation, cellular component: cytoplasm. NCBI's taxonomy places the organism in Eukaryota, Metazoa, Chordata, Actinopteri, Perciformes, Eleginopidae. The coding region runs from base 602 to 4723 and encodes 1373 amino acids. Gene Ontology annotation, biological process: vesicle-mediated transport. The record is from RefSeq and is a predicted model, not a curated record. The transcript is spliced from 36 exons.
GGGAAGAAUGACUCUGCAGUGAUGAAGAAUGCGUUCUGGAUGAUUGUUGGACCAUUGCGAACGGCAUCUUGAGUAACAAAACCUCUCUCACACGAGCAUGUCUGUUAGUGUGCAACUUUAAUGUUUUUUUUAAAACAAGGAUGAAUAAGCAAACAAUGGGCCAAGCUGCACUUGUCUGACUGAAAGGAAGUUCAAGAGGAAGAUACUCACCCUCAACUCCUCGCCCUUUUUUUAUUGUCUGGGAGUGAUUUUCAUACGUCCUAUGCUCUUCUCGCUGUGGGGUCUCGAGGCUAUAACCUUCCCUCUGAUGUUAAGGCAUUUCUCUCUUACCUGUGAAUCAUAAUAUUAAUCUUGUACAGUCUGCAAACAUUUAAAGGAAGUAUAUCUUUUUUAAGGCAAUGACUUAAUAUAAUGCAAACACUUCAAAAAGAUCCUUAUCAGGCCUUUUGUGAUAAACUUUAUUGUGAUUAUACGUGUCUUAAAUGUAUACAGCAAGACACUUAUGUUAAUCUUUUCAUCUCUUUGGCAGUCAAGUGCAUGAUAAAGGUCUGACCAUGGAAAGCUGAAUUCUAACAUCUUAUCUUGUUAUUGGGGGGAAAUUAUGGAGAAGCCGGUUCCAGCUGCCAAGAUGAUGGACCUGCAAAUAGACGAGGUGGUGUACCAGGACGACUACGGCUCCGGAUCUGUGAUGUCGGAGCGGGUGUCGGGCCUGGCCAACAGCAUCUACCGGGAGUUUGAGCGGCUGAUCCGCAGCUAUGAUGAGGAGGUGGUGAAGGAGCUGAUGCCGCUGGUGGUGAACGUCCUGGAGAACCUGGACGGGGUGCUGACGGAGAACCAGGAGCAUGAGGUGGAGCUAGAGCUGCUGAAGGAGGACAACGAGCAGCUCAUCACCCAGUACGAGAGGGAGAAAGCGCUGAGGAAACAAGCGGAGGAGAAAUUCAUUGAAUUUGAGGAUGCGUUGGAAGCAGAGAAGAAGGAUCUGCAGGUGCAGGUGGAGUUUCUGGAGCUGCAGUCCAAACAGCAGGAGCUCAAAUCAAAGAACUACUCCGACCAGAUCGUGCGGUUGGAGGAGCGGGAAUCAGACAUGAAGAAAGAGUACAAUGCUCUGCACCAGCGCCACACUGAGAUGAUCCAGACAUACGUGGAGCACAUAGAGCGGUCCAAAAUGCAGCAGGCGGGGAGCAACAGCCAAUCAGAAGGCCCGGGCUGUGGACGAACUCAACGCCACACAUGGAGGAAAAGCAGCAAAGCGGAGCGCCCGCCUUCAUUGAGCCUUUACCCCAGCGGCGAGGGAAUGGUACGUGGGGGUCUCGGGGGGGCUAGGAUGAUGCCCGGGAAAGACAUCUGGCAGGUCAGCGAGCUCGGCCAGUCUCCUUUCCGCUCUGCCUAUCAGGAGGAUGGAUCAGAGUCCGACUCAGUGGCAGCUACACCCAGCAGCACAGGGAGCAAGUCCAACACCCCCACCUCCUCCGUCCCCUCCGCUACCGUCACCCCCAUCAACGAGGGCUUCCUCCCGCAGUCAGAGUUCGAUCCAAUGCGAGCUGGAAACCGCAGGAAAGGUGCUAAGAGGCUCAGCAGGAAUAUGGAGGUGCAGGUUUCACAAGAGACCAGGAAUGUCAGCAUCGGCAUGGGAAGCAGCGAUGAAUGGUCCGAGUUUCAGGAGAUCAUCGAUUCCACCCCUGAGUUGGACAUGUGCGUGGACCCCCGUGUGUACGGAGGAGGAAACAGCCCCUCCCAGGGCAUUGUGAACGUGGCCUUCGGCAUCAACACCGAAUCUCUAUACCACGAGAUCAAAGACGCCAAAUCAGACAUCAUCGGAGACGUAGACGCAGGCGCCGAGCUGCUAGGCGAGUUCUCAGUCCGCGAUGAUUUCUUCGGGAUGGGUAAAGAGGUGGAAAACCUGCUGACAGAGAACAAACAGCUCUUAGAGACCAAAAAUGCUCUCAACAUUGUGAAAAAUGACCUUAUUGCCAAAGUGGACGAGCUGUCGGGGGAGCAGGAGGUGCUGAGGGAGGAGGUGGAGGCUCUGAGGCAGUCCAAGAACAAAGUGGACGUCAGAGUCAAGGAGCUGGAAGAGGAGCUCAGGAGGUUAAGAGCAGAGGCUCUCGGUGCGUCUCGGGACUCAAAGGAUGAAGGUGGUGAUGACUUUUCAUCACCCAUGCAAGACGGAGACAUGACGAUGACGCAGCGGCGGCGAUUCACCCGGGUGGAGAUGGCCCGAGUGCUGAUGGAGAGGAAUCAGUACAAAGAGAGGCUGAUGGAGCUGCAGGAAGCCGUGCGGUGGACAGAGAUGAUCAGGGCGUCCAGAGAAAGUCCUCAAAUCCAAGAGAAAAAGAAGUCCACCAUCUGGCAGUUCUUCGCCCGUCUCUUCAGCACAUCGUCCAGCCCUCCGCCCGUCAAGCGGCCGUACUACAGCGUCAACAUCCACUACAAGUCUCCCUCGCCGGCCGGCUUCUCUCAGCGCCGCAGCCACACCAUGUGUCAGAUCUCCACCUCCAACCGCACGCUGGAGUUCUUCCCCGAAGAACUGGCCAGUAACGGUGUUGCGUCUCUCCUCAGCGACUCGGCACUGUCGGCCCGACGAGAGCAGCGGCGUGAACAGUACCGGCAGGUCCGCGAGCACAUGAGGCGCGACGACGGCAUCAUGCAGGCGUGUGGCUGGAGCGUGCCGUCUCGCUUCAAACAGCCUGGAGCUCUACCGGAAACCGCUCAGGACAGCCCGCUGAAGAGACAACAACAGCCGACAGCCGAGAAGGAGGACAACCGCAUGAAGAACGUUCCCGUCCCGGUGUACUGCCGUCCUCUGGUGGAGAAAGACCCCAACAGGAAGUUGUGGUGUGCAGCAGGCGUGGACCUGACAGGGUGGAGGGCGAGCUGCCAGGAGUCGGCAUUAGCCAAAGCUCCGUCGGGCGGCAGCGACCCUCUGCACGCUGAGGAGAACGGAGGCGGCAAGAAGAGCAGCCACAGCUCCCCAGAGAAGAGGAAGUCGAAGGAGCUGCAGGAGACGGACACCAUGAGCAGCAGGGUGUGGAUCCUCACCAGCACUCACUCUGCCAGUAAGGUGGUCAUCAUCGACGCCAACCAGCCCGGCUCGCUGGUCGAUCAGUUCAACGUCUGCAACGCCCACGUGCUCUGCAUCUCCAGUGUGCCAGCUGCCAGCGAGAAUGACUAUCCCCCCGGAGAGAUCGUGUUGGAUCCCGGUGACGGGGGAGUCGGGGGAGGAGGCGACGACUCGGGCAGCGUGGAAGGCAUGCUGGCCGGCAUCACGCUCGUCGGCUGCGCCACCAACUGUAGCGUUGCACGUAGCAACUGCUCCUCACGCACUGACACGCCCAUCAUGGACAAAGGACAAGCCCCCACCGCCCCCCCCAUGAACGGGAAGAUCCACCCUGCUCAGUCGGCCGAGGAGGCGACGGAGGCCACCGAGGUUCCCGAGUCCACGGCGAGCCACGGAGAACUGAGGUCCGGACCACCAGGACCGUUCACUGAGCACGUCUUCACCGACCCCCCGCCCCGCCUCACAGACGCCUCUGACAGGAGCUCAGGUCAAUCCAAAGAGGAAACUUCACAGCCUUCAGAGUCUGAGGACGGAGGUGAAGACACCAAGAACUACACCAGCGUGGCCCCCACCAUGUGGCUCGGGGCCCAGAACGGCUGGCUCUACGUCCACUCAGCGGUUGGAAACUGGAAGAAGUGCCUCCACUCCAUCAAACUCAAAGACUCUGUGCUCAGUCUGGUACAUGUGAAAGGUCGAGUGCUGGUCGCCCUCGCUGACGGGACCCUCGCCAUAUUCCACAGAUCAGAGGAUGGCCAGUGGGAUCUGUCAAACUACCACCUGAUGGACCUGGGUCGGCCUCAUCACUCCAUCCGCUGCAUGGCUGUUGUCCACGAUAAGGUUUGGUGCGGGUACAAAAACAAGAUCCACGUCAUCCAGCCCAAGAGCAUGCAGAUCGAGAAAUCCUUCGACGCCCACCCUCGCAGGGAGAGUCAAGUGCGGCAGCUGGCCUGGAUCGGUGACGGUGUUUGGGUGUCGAUCCGGCUGGACUCCACGCUGCGUCUCUACCACGCGCACACACACCAACACCUGCAAGAUGUGGACAUCGAGCCGUACGUCAGCAAGAUGCUGGGUACUGGCAAGCUGGGCUUCUCUUUUGUGCGAAUCACGGCGCUUCUGAUUGGUGGAAAUCGUCUCUGGGUGGGAACCGGAAACGGCGUGAUCAUCUCCAUCCCACUGACAGAGACGGUGGUCCUUCACCGAGGACAGCUCCUUGGUUUGAGGGCCAAUAAGGUGUCUCCUACAUCGUCUAGCGGAGUGAUCCAUGUCUACGGAGACGACGGCUCUGAGAAAAGCACCGGCAGCUUCAUCCCGUACUGCUCCAUGGCUCAAGCCCAGCUGUGCUUCCAUGGACACCGGGAUGCUGUCAAGUUCUUUGUCUCCGUGCCCGGUAAUGUCCUGGCCACACUGAACGGCAGCGUGCUGGACAGUCCGUCGGAGGGUCAGGGGUCUACGGCGCCCGCAGAAACGGAGACUCAGAGUGUUCACAACGUGCUGGUGCUGAGCGGAGGAGAGGGAUACAUCGACUUCCGCAUAGGUGACGGAGAGGACGAUGAGACAGAGGAAGGUGACGCUGCUGCUGUUGUACCCUCGCAGAUCAAACCGGCUCUGUGUAAAGCUGAGCGCAGCCACAUCAUCGUGUGGCAGGUGUCCUACAUACCUGAGUGACACACACACAAACUCUCCUCCUUAAACAAACCUCCUCCUGCCCCUUAAAGCUUCCAGCCACCCUUGUAAUUAUCCCAUGUCAUGUAAAAGUCCCCCCCCCUUGGCUCUAAAACGACCCUCCAAGCCGUGUAUUGUAACUAUUAUCUCCCCUCCUGCCCCGUCACCUUGUAACUUUAAUGCCUUGUAAGUACCUCCUCUGAUCUAGUAAUCUGCCUGUUUCUGCCCCGACCCGGGCAUUGUUACGAUCUUCAUGAGCCUUGUAACCCAGCCUCAUAACUACCUCCCUUAUAUUCACCCUGUAAGCACACUGUAUCUCCUCCUAUAUUUACCUCAAUUGUCCUGCAUCUUCCCCAAAAGUUACUCCCCCUCCUCCUCUUCUUCCUCCACUAAGUUUCUCAUAUGUAAAGCCUCCACCUUGUCUUAAAGCAAAAGCCCAGAGCCCCAAAACACAUGGAAAAAGAAAGAAAAGCAGGCACAGGAUUGUGUGUUUGUCUGGUUUUAAUACAGCCAAUUAUCAAUUAGUGAUAAUCCACAUUUUUCGGGAUGCAGUUGCCAGGUUUUUACGGAUUGAGUCUUUUUCGACAGUAAAAUUAGAUCCAAUGAGGCAAAUGUUAUUUCGGCUUCAAGAUUGUAGUGGACGUCCAAAGAGUUUCAUAUUUUACGAUGAUAUUGAAACAAAUUGAAAGUCUAAAUUAGACUUCAUUGUCAGCAGAGAAGUCUGGGCUUUUUUGGCUGUUACCCUAAAAUAUUUUGCAUCCAAUCACGUCUAUUAAGAGUCUUGAUUAAAGACGCUUGCUCAUUUUAUACCCUGAUAAAAAUGUAAAAACCCCCAUGAGGAUUGAAAUGACCUAUCGUGCGAGGAUAUAUCUGGUGCCUGAUGUAAAUUAAAGAGUCGUCGUUAAGCCAGGGGAAGGGGCGGUGCUUAAUGUGUCGAGGGUCUCUCAUCUGACUGGCUGUUGAUCAGGCGGUUUGUUGUAAAGCAGGUGAACAGUGAUGUGUCGUCAUUACGUGUUCAGGGAUUAUUGUAAAUCUCCAAACAUUCUGAAGCCCAUCCUCUCUGUUCAGUAUGGAAAUUCAUGCAUUGAUCUCCAUUUGUGUGGAUUAAAUAUUAAACAUAUUUGUGUGCGGAAAAAACGUACGAGUGAUUUAUGUUUACUUUUCAAAACCUUUCUUGAUUGGUUUAUUGUUGUUGAUUAUUACAAUACAAACCCAUACAGCGUUAUGGGAUUUUAAAGCAGCACAAAGUGACAAAAAGCAGCUUUUGGAGAACUUCAUAGAACAGGUUUUUGUUUUUUUUAUUUGGAAACUUAACUUGACAUGAAUUCAAAAAUAAAGCUCCUCACAAGCUGUUCAGCAUCUUAUUUUAAAACUUGUAACAUUCAAGUAGUCCCGCCCCUACAGAGCCUCAGUUAAGAAAAUACAGGAAACUAAAUUACCUGUGAAGGAAGGCAUUAAUUGCAUUAGGUAAUUCCUCCCGUGGGGUUGGGAUUUUUAUUGCAAGAACCAUUACCAGAGAACCACAAUAGCUCAUUUAUAACUUUAAAUGGAAUCCCGUUUUUUAAGCCAGUUGAUGA